Molecule: messenger RNA, 545 nt
Organism: Aspergillus vadensis CBS 113365
Lineage: Eukaryota; Fungi; Ascomycota; Eurotiomycetes; Eurotiales; Aspergillaceae
Exons: 1
Coding region: 43-378 (111 amino acids)
Source: RefSeq, a predicted model, not a curated record
CUAAGUAGUAUUAGACAGUAAGCUUCACCCACCCCCCUUCCGAUGUGGCUCAGUUCUCUUCGAGUGGUGAAUGUGGAUUCCCUGUUCAGUUCACAGCCGCAAGGCGCCUUUGCGCUUUCCCUCGUUUUCUCUCUCUCUCUCUCUCUCUCUCUUUCUCUCUCUUCCUCUCUUCUCACCCAUUCACUCACCCUCACUUCCCUGGGGACUCUUAAUUUCUGGCGUUUCCUUCGCGUCAUCGUCUCAGACCAGGCUUCUCAAGACCAGAGCCUCGUUUCCUGGGCUUUCUCGAUUUUUAUUUUAUUUAUUUUAUUUUUACUUUCUCCCCUGACCACCCAAUAUUUCGCUCGUUGUUCUCUCUCUCACCCUCGUUCCCCGUGACUGCGGCUCUACUUAUCGAAAUACAUUUAAUACCCGUAAUCUAUCCUACUACUAUCACUAUCCUUCUAUUAUUCUCUCCACCCCCACGCUUGCCUCUCUCUACUACUUCUCUUCUUCACCACCUCAACUUGGACCCCAAACAAUUAAUCAACAUCCUGAAUCCAUCG